Messenger RNA from Ilex paraguariensis (yerba mate), 953 nucleotides. NCBI's taxonomy places the organism in Eukaryota, Viridiplantae, Streptophyta, Magnoliopsida, Aquifoliales, Aquifoliaceae. The record is from the annotation of a GenBank genome assembly.
UAUCCGAGUAGCCACUCACGAGAUUCUCUGUCCUCUCCUCUCCCCUCCUCUCUCUCUCUCUCUCCUGAUGUUUUCGAGUUUCGACUCCUAAAAGGUUUUCUUUUUCCUUCUCCCAAACGAACUCUGGUGAGAGAAGACUAUUAAAGAAAGAGAAGCUGCUUCUUUUUCUUAUUCGGCUUCUUCUCCGGAGACAUAUUGAAGAGUGCUUUCUUUGCCGGAGAUCGUCAUGGGAAGAGGAAAGUUCAAGGCCAAACCCACUGGUCGUCGCCAGUUCUCCACCCCUGAAGAGCUCAUUGCUGGUACCUCCUCGCGUCCUCGCACAUUUAGACAGGAAAAAGCAGAAGUGGAAGAAGAUGAGAGAUCUGAAGAAGAAUCUGAAGAGGAGUCUGAGGAAGAACCUGAUAAGCGGAAAGGUACCCAAGGUGUCAUUGAGAUUGAGAAUCCUAAUUUGAAUAAGGCAAAGAUGCUCAAAGCUAGAGAUGUUGAUAUCGAGAAAACAACUGAACUUUCAAGACGUGAGAGAGAGGAGAUAGAAAAACAGAAGGCUCAUGAAAGAUAUAUGAAGCUGCAAGAACAAGGGAAAACAGAACAAUCAAAAAAAGAUUUAGAGCGUUUGGCCCUUAUACGACAACAAAGAGCAGAGGCCGCCAAAAAACGAGAAGAGGAAAAAGCUGCCAAAGAACAGAAGAAGGCUGAAGCCCGGAAAUGAUUUUGGCUGGUGUCAGGAAACUACUAUGUCAAACAAGUACUUAUGUUUUAGUGUUAGUUUUAGUAGGCUUAUAAUCAAGGAAUGUUAUUUUAUGGAUCACUGUUUGACCAUAUAGAAUCCCCUAUUUAUCAGAAGUUUUAGCCUUUUAUUUUUUAUUUCGGUGUAUGUUGGUUUUAUACUGGAAGAAUCCUGCUAAGAACUAAUACUGAUUUGUUAAGAGAGUUCUUGAGCUACUGAUAGUGUG